AUGCUUUCGUUCUUAUUACUAUUGUGUUUAGUUAAUUCCAAAAAGGCAUGGAUCAUUACAGACACACACUUCGAUAGCAAUUACGCAGAAGGCACACCUACAAAGUGUUAUACUACCGACUGUUGCCACGAAGACUCUAAACCAAGGCAAGACGCAGAGGAAGCUGGACGGUGUGCUUCUUACGAGUGUUAUCCACCUCUUAACACGGUCACUUCAGCAUUUGAUCAUAUUAGAGAAAACAAAGAUCAGAGCGACACUGUCUUUUGGUUAAUGGAUGCUGUACCUGGUGAUGUCUUGAGUCAGUCAAAAGAGAUCAAUAAGAAUACAAUUAAACUUAUUGUAGAACAACUUAAACAGAAGCUCCCUGGCUUUAAAAUAUAUCCAGUCCCUGGUAACCAUGAUUAUUUCUUGAGCUCAAAUUGGGAGUAUCCUCCAAAAAGUGAAUGGAUGCUCUCAUUUAUGGCAGAUUUAUUCUCAGAAUGGUUAUCCACAGAGGCUUUGGAGACAUUUAAAAUAGCGGGAUAUUACAACGAAAUGAUUGACACGGACAUCCGAUUGGUAGCACUGAAUCUGGUUUAUGUGGAUAUGUUCUCGAUGCACAACGGUCAGUAUAAAAGACAAGACCCGGGAAAUAUGGUAGCUUGGUUUAAUCAGACUCUGAAAGAUGCCAAAGCAAAUAACGAGAAAAUUCUUUUGAUCUCACAUGAGUGUAUUGGUCUUAAGUCGAAUGGACAGUUUGACUUAGCUCCCGAGUUUAACGCCGACUUCACAACAUUAAUGGAAGAGUAUGGCGACCUUAUGAUAACGCAUUUCUGUGGACAUUCACAUUAUGAGUCAUUCAGACUCUUGCCAAACAGAGAGAACGCCAAGUACUCUUGUUUGGUGAAUCCAGCUUUGACAUCCUAUAAAAGUCUUGACCCCAAGUUUAGGUUGAUCGAAUUUGACAAGAAUGGAGUGAAGGAUUGGAUGACAUUUGCUAUGAAUGUCGAAGAGUGUAACAACAUGACAAAUGGAUAUCCUUGGAAGAAGUUAUAUCGUGCAAGUGAGUAUUAUGGUAUCAACGACUAUUCUGUUGAUGGUCUUAAACAGUUUUAUGAUAAAUUGAGCACAGACAGUUCGCUUUGGAGUAAAUUCAUGAAAGUGUAUAGUACCACGAGUUUCUAUACAUGUGCCGAUGACUGUAAAAAAGGUAUUUUAUGCGCUUUGAAUCAUUUGACUGAAGAAGAGUACAAAACUUGUAUGUCGAGUUAA
This is a messenger RNA of Entamoeba invadens IP1, 1251 nucleotides long. Its product is annotated as sphingomyelin phosphodiesterase, putative. Gene Ontology annotation, molecular function: hydrolase activity. The coding region runs from base 1 to 1251 and encodes 416 amino acids. NCBI's taxonomy places the organism in Eukaryota, Evosea, Mastigamoebida, Endamoebidae. The transcript has 2 exons. The record is from RefSeq and is a predicted model, not a curated record.